This is a messenger RNA of Thrips palmi, 1568 nucleotides long. RefSeq names its product choline-phosphate cytidylyltransferase A-like. Gene Ontology annotation, biological process: CDP-choline pathway. The transcript is spliced from 9 exons. The record is from RefSeq and is a predicted model, not a curated record. NCBI's taxonomy places the organism in Eukaryota, Metazoa, Arthropoda, Insecta, Thysanoptera, Thripidae. Gene Ontology annotation, molecular function: choline-phosphate cytidylyltransferase activity; phosphatidylcholine binding. The coding region runs from base 215 to 1405 and encodes 396 amino acids.
GCUAGAGCCGCAGCGCAGCGGCCCAGUCCGCGACAACGCGCCAGACGAACCAGUCACCAUACCAGCAGGUACGGGUGCCGCGCCGCGAGCCGCGCCAGUGUGUGUGAGUGUGUGUGUGUGUGUGAGUGUGCCCGCGCGAGGAGCAAAGUGCGCCGCCAUUUGAAUCCGCGUUCCCUUGCCCUACAGGUCCUCCCGGUCCUCCCCGACAACAGCCAUGUCGAUGCGCAAGCGCGCGCGGAACGGCGAUGACGUCCGGGCCAACGGCAACUCGCAGCCCUCGCAGCCCGCCCUCAAACUGUCGUCAUGCACGCUGCCGCCCUUCAGCGACGAACCCGAAGCCAUCAACCGGCGGGAACAGAUCGACUACAGUGUGCGCAUCUCCCUGCGCGAGGCCAAGAACGGCACCGCCCCGCGGCCCGUCAGGGUGUUCUCGGACGGCAUCUACGACCUGUUCCACCAAGGCCACGCGCGUCAGCUCAUGCAGGCCAAGAACCUCUUCCCCAACGUCUACCUCAUCGUCGGAGUGAGCGGCGACGCGCAGACACACAGUAAGAAGGGCCGGACCGUCAUGACGGAGGACGAGCGCUACGAGGCGGUGCGGCACUGCCGCUACGUCGACGAGGUCGUCAAGGACCCGCCAUGGAUCCUCACGGACGAGUUCCUGGAGAAGAACAAGAUCGACUUCGUGGCCCACGACGACAUCCCCUACAUGUCGGAGGACGGCACCGACCUGUACCAGCAGCUCAAGGACAGGGGCAUGUUCGCGGCCACGGAGCGCACCGAGGGCGUGUCCACGUCGGACAUCGUCGCCAGGAUCGUCCGCGACUACGACAUGUACGUCCGGAGGAACCUGGCGCGAGGCUACAGCGCCAAGGAGCUGAACCUGUCAUUCAUGAGGGAAAAGAGACUGCGGCUGGCCAAUAAAAUGGACGAGCUAAAAACCAAAGGGAAACGAGUCAUGGAGAACAUCGGUGAGAAACGAACAGACAUAAUCCAGAAAUGGGAGGAAAAAUCAAGAGAUAUUAUUGACACAUUCCUGCACUUGUUUGGAGGGGAAGGCAGAUUAUCUCACAUCUGGAACGAAGGAAAAGGAAGGCUGAUGCAAGCCUUGUCGCCGCCGUCUAGCCCCGGCCGGCCCAACUUCGACAGCGACGAGGACGACGACGACGACCACCACUUCACCAACGGGACCUCUUCGCCCCCGCGCAAGGCGCUGCGGCGGGACCGCAGUGCCGGCGGCAGCGGCCGGGCGGCGCGCGCGGUGCGCUCGGGCCAGCCCAGCUUCCCCUACGACCUGCCGGAGGAGUUCUCGGACGACGACGUCUCCGUCGUGGACCUGGAGCCCAGCGCGCCCAGCGCCGCCACCGCCGCCACCAAGGCCACCAGUGCGGCCGGCGCGCACUGACCCACCCACUCCCUCCUCGAAAAAGACCGAGACCCACUGUCCUGCCGCUAGCAACACACUGCUAGUGGUGGCGGCGGGGUAACGCUCAUACUUUGUGAUAUUUAUAACCACUGAUUUGUUUUUAAGGACUGUCUGAAUAAACUGUCAUUUCAUUUAUUUCAAA